Molecule: messenger RNA, 1992 nt
Organism: Fibroporia radiculosa
Lineage: Eukaryota; Fungi; Basidiomycota; Agaricomycetes; Polyporales; Fibroporiaceae
Exons: 6
Coding region: 1-1992 (663 amino acids)
Molecular function (GO): protein binding
Source: RefSeq, a predicted model, not a curated record
AUGUCUUCCGUCUCCGGCUCCAUGGCAGAGACCAGGAAGAAGCAGUCUAAGAGAGACGAGGCCAUCCGGAAGAAGAUUGAAUCUGAGCUUUCGCGCAAGCGAACCAUUUCGACAACGCAGCACACUCCUAGUCGCAGGCGUGGACACAAGCCGAAUGUUCAGAAGGGCACUGUUGCAGCGUUGAAACCUAGUCCGGCUCUCACGGUUCCCGAAAACAUCACUGUUGCGGAGGCUAGUCAACUGUGUGCCGCCAAACGAACCGACUGUGUCCUUGUGGUUGACGACGAUGAGGGCCUCAGUGGUAUCUUCACAGCCAAAGAUUUGGCAUACAGGGUCACUGCAGAUGGUCUGGACCCCCACACGACGCCAGUCAGUACCAUCAUGACACGUAGCCCGAUGGUGACUCGCGAUACGACGAGUGCUACCGAGGCCCUGCAGCUCAUGGUCCAGAGGCACUUUAGGCAUCUGCCUGUCUGCAACGAAGAGGGAAAUGUUGUUGGUCUGUUGGAUAUCACUAAGGUCUUCCACGAGGCCCUUGACAAGGUUGAGCGGAGUUCGUCCGCGUCUGAAAAACUUUAUUCCGCUCUCGCCGGUGUGCAGUCCGAACUAGGCACGGGCAUGGGUGCCAAUCCGCAAGCGGCUGCAAUGCUUUCCUAUGUGGAAGCUUUGCGUGAGAAGACGGCGCUGCCGGACCUCACUACAGUCAUGGAUUCGCGCACACAGCCUGCCACUGUGAGCCCGAAGACGACGGUUCGAGAAGUGGCGAAGCUGAUGAAGGAAAGGCGCACUACUGCGGUGUGUGUCAUGGAGAACAUAUCCCAUCCACCUGGCACGGUGGGCGCCGAAUUACCUAGGAUUGCCGGGAUUUUCACUAGCAAGGAUAUUGUGUUGCGUGUCAUUGCUGCGGGGCUUGACGCGACCAGGUGCAGUGUUGUAAGAGUCAUGACUCCUCAUCCUGAUACUGCUCCUCCCACCAUGACUUGUCAUGACGCACUCAAAAAAAUGCACAAUGGCCACUAUUUGAACUUGCCGGUUGUCGAGACCGAUGGCCGACUUGUGGCCAUCGUUGAUGUUUUGAAACUUACAUAUGCAACACUUGAACAGAUGAAUACGAUCACAGCCGAGAAUGCCGAUGCUAAUGAAGCUGAGGGAGGACCCAUGUGGGGUCGCUUCUUUGAGUCGCUUGGCGGCGAUGAUGCAGAAUCCGCUAUCUCGGGCUCCAAUUUCACUACGGAUCUUCAUUCACGCCAUUUAUCCCGGAGUGUCUCCCACUUCGUUCAAUCGCCUCACUCUGAAGUGCAUCCCGACGAUUCCGCUUCUGCCAUAGACGAUGAUCACUCCGCACUUGAGGAAUAUUCCAGGCGACGCGGAGAGCCGCUACCUUCUAUCGUUGGGCCCACAGCUGCCGUUCCACCUGUCGACGAUGGAACCUAUGUCUUCAAGUUCCGCACUCCCAGCGGUCGUACACACAGGUUCCAGGCACGCCAUGACAAUGUGGAGAACCUUCGUGAGAUUGUUGGAGGGAAACUCGCUACCGAUCCAUUUUUCACCAACUACAAGACCUCCGAACCAUCUGAUCCCCCUCCAGAUCCCGCAGACUUCCUCCUUUCUUACACCGACGCGGAUGGAGACAUUGUGUUAAUAACAUCCGACACAGAUGUGACAGACGCUGUGAAGAUAGCGAGGAAUGCGGGUUUGGACCGUGUCGUCUUGUUUAUUCAAGGUGGCAAGGGUUGGGCGGAUGCGAUUGCCGAGAAAAGUGCAGCUCAAGCGGCUGAGGUUGCAGCGGCUGCAGACCGCGAGCUGAAGGAGGUUGAGAAAACAGAGACUGUUCCUUCCGAGCCCGUCAACGUUGAUCCUCCCCUUCCGGUUCACAUUGCUGAAGAUGAGAAGAUACUGGGUCUUCCAAAGGACUUAUUGUUGCCGGCAAGCAUAGGUGCGCUUGCGGCGGUGAUUCUUGGCGUCUUCACCAUCUCUAGACUAUCGAGAUGA